AUCUCCCGUGGGGUCGAAGCAAGAAACUUUCCCCACAUUAGUCAACAAGUUUUGCUGAGCCGGCAAGCAUGGCAGCUAAACCAACUGGACAUUGUUCCAUCCUCCAUCGGGGACAUCUCUUCCUUGCAGCAUGGAUAUUCCUAAUAGCAACACUAUCCGGUGUGUCUGCCAACAAUGCGACGAAGAGUCGGCGUGUGCUUCUGAUGCUUACGCGACCAGAGAAACCGUUCGCGUUUACCAUGGAGGAGGGCGGCAAGACGGUGGUGACGGGUUUUGUGAAAGACUUGAUGCAGGAGUUGAGUGACAUACUUAACACGGAUGUUCAGAUCCAGCUAAUGCCAGAGGGCUCACAGGACAUACAGACUACAGACAUGCUCAAUCGCCUGGAACAGAGGAAAACCGACCUAAUUGGACCUUUGGAAAUCACGUUUGUCAACGAGAGAGUGGUUGAUUUCACCAAACCCAUCCUCACGUCUGGGAUAGUUCCAGUGGUGAAGAUACCGGCGGCCGCCGCCGGUGACGGGCGCUACAACUACUCAUGGCUGCCACUUCCGUCCGAGAUCUUCAUUAUCCUGAAGCCGUUCUGCGCAGGAGUGUGGCUAGUAACUCUCCUCUGCUUUGUCGCAGUCAGUCUUUUCCUGUAUGUGAUAAAUCGCUUCAACCCCAGAGAAAGACGGUACGAAAACGAGAUUUUUGGCGGAUAUGACGAUGACUUUGGUUUGGCAGGAAGUUUCCUCUUCGCUUUCAGCUGUUUGGUAUGGCAAGGGUAUCCAAGAGCACCAAGGUCAAUCAGCGGCCGUAUCCUGACUGCCUUCUGGUGGAUUUUCAUCGUCAUAUUCCUCAUGUGUUACACGGCCAAGCUGGUGUUCUAUUUGAAUCAGUUCCCCGUUGGCACCGCGCGAGGCAAUCUAGCAACGACUGGACAGGCAUCUUCUGACGAAAGCUUGGAAGAUUUGAUGAAAGAAGGCUACACUUUCGGAGUUGUGAAGAAUUCUCCAACGUACUACUUUUUCAGGCAAUCCAGAGUCCCAGCAUACGAGAAAGUUUGGUCCUUGAUGAAAGAUGCUCCGAACAAGUCUUUCGUGGAGACACCCGAUGACGGGUACAAGAAGACAAUGGAUGGGAACUUUGUCUUCUUGACAAACAGUUUGUCUGCUGACUACAUGACACAACGAGAACCGUGCAACUUGAUGACAGUCGGCGGUCUGCUGACAUCGCAAGGGAUCGGUCUCGCUGUGAGUACGGGCUCGCCACUCGGAAAUAAACUAAGUGAGGCGAUCCUGGAACUGAAGGAGUCAGGGACAAUCCAUAAGCUUUACAGGAAAUGGUGGAUCGACACAGGUUCCUGUCCAGGGAAGGCAGCGGCCGUGGGUGUGGCUGGGAUCUCGGCGGCUGUACGUCCACUGGAACUGUCGGAGUUCGGAGGGGCCUAUAUAUUACUCAUCAUUGGGGCCGUUUUGGCAGCCAUCGCGCUUCUGCUGGAAAUAUUAUUUGCUAGGAGGCAGAAAAAGAAGGCAACCAUUGUGAAGAAACCAGAAGACACAGUUAUUGUGGAGACGCCAGCCGAAACGGCGAAAGUGUGAACUUCCGGUUUAUGAAAACACGUUCUCUCCAGAGAGGAUGACAUGUUUACGCCAUGAAACCGCAUAGUUUUUUGUUUUUUUCAGGCAAGGCACCAUUUACUAUCUUUAGCUCCAUCUGUUAAACUCUGACUUAAGAUGUACCAUAAGCCGACUUCAUUGGUGCAUGCAGUAUGUUAAUGUUUUCAUGCAGUACAGUUUGUGUAUAUCUCAGCUAGAUUUCACCCAAUCACGCAUGUUACACAUGAACAUGUAGAA
Liolophura sinensis is the source of this 1838-nucleotide messenger RNA. RefSeq names its product glutamate receptor 3-like. The record is from RefSeq and is a predicted model, not a curated record. Gene Ontology annotation, molecular function: ligand-gated monoatomic ion channel activity. Gene Ontology annotation, cellular component: membrane. The transcript has 7 exons. Bases 69 to 1583 code for a protein of 504 amino acids. NCBI's taxonomy places the organism in Eukaryota, Metazoa, Mollusca, Polyplacophora, Chitonida, Chitonidae.